This is a messenger RNA of Solanum stenotomum, 465 nucleotides long. Its product is annotated as xylulose kinase 2-like. Gene Ontology annotation, cellular component: cytosol. The transcript has 2 exons. The record is from RefSeq and is a predicted model, not a curated record. Gene Ontology annotation, molecular function: D-xylulokinase activity. Gene Ontology annotation, biological process: xylulose metabolic process. The annotation marks the transcript as partial. NCBI's taxonomy places the organism in Eukaryota, Viridiplantae, Streptophyta, Magnoliopsida, Solanales, Solanaceae.
AUGGAGGAUUGCUCCUUUCCUCAGGACUCAUUGUUCCUAGGUUUUGAUUGCUCCACUCAGUCACUGAAGGCAACUGUGUUAGAUGCUUAUCUUAACAUAAUUAUAUCAGAACUUGUGAACUAUGAUUCUGAGUUGCCUCACUACAAUACCAAAGGUGGAGUCUUUAGAGACCAAAUUGUUAAUGGUAGAAUUGUAUCACCAACAUUGAUGUGGGUGGAAGCAUUAGACUUAAUUCUCCACAGACUUGAAAUGUCAAAUUUGAACUUUGGAAAAAUUGCUGCUGUUUCUGGUAGUGCUCAGCAACAUGGUAGUGUUUAUUGGAAGAAUGGGAGUUUUGAAAUACUAUCAUCAUUGGAUCCUAAAAAACCACUUGUGGAUCAGUUUCUUGAUGCUUUUUCAAUCGAAAAAUCCCCCAUAUGGAUGGACUGCAGCACAACAGAACAAUGCAAAGCUAUUGAGAUAGCU